AUGGGAUUCCCCAGCCUGGUUGCACCUCUACCCCUUUCUUCUGAGCCUCUGAGGGGAUUGCAUAGGCGUGAUUACCAAAAGGACGGACUCAGGAGAGCCGAGGAAAUGGAGUCUAAGGUCAGGAGUUUCUCGAUUCCAACGUCAACGCAUAGCAAAUGUCAUUUUCUUUGGAGGACAUCUCGUUUCCGGGAUCCAUGAGUAAUAUGAGUAGGAGAGGACUCUGGGAACGAGGUUGGUUAAUUGAAACAGACGGAAGAUAAACAUAUAGAACGGCAAACUGAUCCUGGCGGCAAGGCGCCAAUAAACAAGUAAACAGACUAAGAAAACAAAAAAUAUAUUUCAACGAAUUUGUUUUCUUCGUUUGUUUACUAAUUCAUCGCCUUGCCGUCAGGAUCAGUUUGCCUUAAGGUUUUAUAUUUUAUACUACUAGGUGGUUAUUGUACUGAUCCAGGUCUACAAAUGUGAGAACCGGCACCACUAAACGGUUUGUGGCUGUGGACUUGCUGCUACUUAAUAUUUUGGAAGAUAUAAUAUCGUGUUUUUGAACCAAAGUCAAGUUGUAUUAAUGAGAGGCAAAGUUGUACUAUAGUGAUGGCUAACUUGCUAUGGGAUUACCAUUGGGUUACGGGAUAAAGAUUUUCUUCCAACCGAAACCAUAAUUCCCGCAAAGAUAUAGGAUGAACACUCGAAAAAAAAUGUUUUUCCUGAAAAGCAAGAAAAUUUAGCUCUGUUCUGAUAAAUAGAGGAAACGAGUAUUUUUAACCAAAAAAACCUGGUUGCCACCGGCAAUGUAAACAAGAAAUAACAGGUGACCAAAUGGACCACACCUUGCUGUUUAUCGCUAAAUUUAUCUCGCUCUUCUAGGGAUAACUUUCCUUUAAGAAGAUGAUGAAAUCAUUAAAAUGCCACUGCUUUUGGCAUUGCACACUAUAAAACCAUCAUCUUCAGAAAAUGGAGUUAUCUUUUCAGAGUUUGUUGCAAACACUCUUAAACUGCACACAGAGUACACACAUACAUUAUCUUUAUUGGUGACGCCAUCGAUGUUUUUUGUUUGCCGGGCCUUGUCUAUGCAUAAUAAUGCCCUUAAAGUUCCUGUUUUAUUAAAAUCAUCAGUACUUAAAAACUGAAUAUCACGACGCAGAGCUUAGCUCAAGGAAAUUUGAUUUUAGGAGUAGAAAUUCUCAACGUAAUUUUGGCUUGGGCUUGGAGUUGUCGAUAUUUCAAAUGAUCACCACGAACGAGAGCCAGUCAUUUUACCGCAAUUUGCUUAUCCUGAAUGGUGGCCACAUUAUGAGUCGGGGCUCUGGGCAAAUCGCCGUAUGAAUAAUUGUAAUGAGCAUUACCAGAGCUGACUGAAUAUGGAUAAACAGUUCCCUCAUGUCUACUCAGACUUUCCAUUCCGCGAUGAAGAACAAACACUCUAUGAUUAUGGAUACAGAGUGUUGUGUACAGUACUGAUCGGUUCAGGGGCAAUUUGCGUCGAUAUUAUUAUAUAUUUUGCCCUCGUGCUGCUAAAAAAGCUCAUUCGGAAGCACUUAAUAACCGAAGAAAUGCACUUUGUCAUUGACUUGUUGUUCGGCUUGAUAAAUUUAAGUGUCACGGCUUGGCUUGCAUAUUUCGUGGAUGAACGUUUACGAAUUUUCUGGAUGAAAAGGAAAUACGGCUUGAACACUUCAUUCAGUGUAAUCUCAUGAUUUGCCAAGGAGAAGAAUUAACUUAUGUUGGCAAAACUCAGUUCAAUUUCAACUGGAGAUUCUCUUUACUUGUCGUCACUGACAAAAGAAAAUAUUCACCCAGGGCUGUAUUCAUUUUUCUGUUAAUUGUGUAAAGAAUAAUGCAAGCAUAUGUCCUGUUAGUUGUGAUAAAAAGAGGACAAGCAUUAUUAAGUUUUUGUAAUCAUAAUUUAAGAUUACCAACACGAUCAUGGCUAAUUUUUAUGCCGGCGGGGCAGCUGGAUUUUUUUACCACUUUGUUGCGGUAAAACUUUGGGAAAUAAAACAUUUAACACCAUAACAACUCCUUUCAAGAGGAAGUGCCGAAGUAAAAAAAAAAAAGAGACGAUCUAUUGAUAAGAGAGUGGUAAACGUAGUGUAAGAAUUCACAUCUCUUUACAUGUAAACAUUUACACGAAAGGAAAACAGAAUCUGAAUUUAAAAUUAGCUUAAACUCGUGCCUGUGUUUUUUAUCCCCAUCAAAACGCCGCAUCCUUCUUCUCGCACCGAACCAAAAAAAAAACAUGAUAAAAAUAAACAAGUAAAGCGGUUGUUUUAUCCGCAGAAAACCUUGUCAUCGAGCAAACCCAAAGAGCUAUGGUAUGUGAUUCAUCGCAUUCUUCAUCCUAACCCUGAGCCCCUGAAAGUGGACCCAGAUCUGUUGAACAACCCCUUCACUUCCACCUCACAACGCUCGCUAGGAUCAACACCAAACUCUCCACAUGCUUUACAAGAACUGAUCAACUCACUCUCUGAUAGUUCCACAAGCUCAUUCGACCUUGUCACCUAUUUUUAAGUGCUGAAACAGCUUUAAAACAUGAGAUCUGAUUGUUCUGCUGGAGCUGACGAAAUACCCGCUAAGUAUCUAAAGAUGGCUACCGACUACAUUGCCUCUCCGCUGACACAAAUUAUUAAUAGGUUCAUUUCAAAUAAUAUCUUCCCCGCCGCUUGGAAAAUGGCAAGAGUGUCUCUAAUACCUAAAGUCGAUUCCCCAAUCAAUGCUUAAUAAUACAGACUCAUUGCUAUUCUUCACGCACUUUCUAAGGUCUAUGAGCGACUUGUCCUCAAUCAAAUAUUGGAAUUUAUCGAACAAAAUCACAUAUUUAAUGAAAGUAUCACAGGAUAUCGCAAAGGACAGGAGUAAUGAUUAAUGGUGGAGUCACUCUAAAUGCUUUUGUCGAUUUCUCCAAAGCGUUUGACACCGUGAAUAUUCAGUGGUUCUAAGGAAACUAUAUGCCAUUGGGUUUGCCAGUAACUCGUUAAAAUGUGUACACAGCUACUUAACAUCUCGGAAGCAAUUUGUUCGAGUCAGCGACAAAAAGUCUAAUUUAGUGGACGUGCCAUUUGGCGUUCCCAAGGCUCUAUAUAAGGACCCCUUUACUUCAACCUGUAUGUCAACGACCUACAAAGGGACUUAAACUGCUCAUGUUUCCAGUGUGCUGAUGAUACGACUCCAUAUGACCACCGCAGCCCUAGGAAUCUCAUUGCUUGCGAAAAUGAGAUGAACGGUAACACACAUUUUCUGGAAGAGUGGGCCAAAGACUCCAAUCCUCAAUUAAAUAAAAAUAAAACCAAGCAGAUGCUUAUAACUUGUAACGUUAUUCCAUCACUAACAGUAAAGGGACAGACCUUAGAAAGAGUCAGGACUUUCAAACUGUUAGGUACCUGGCUCAAUGAAAACCUUAAAUGGACUGACCACGUAAAAGGAACUUGUUUCAUCAUGUGAUAAAGUUCUUUCAAUUCUUACUACGUAAAAUACGAAACAUGCAUGGCUCCACGGCAAGUAAAAAAGCAAUUUGCGGAAAGUCUCAUCAUUUUUGCGGAAAGUCUCAUCAUUUUUAAACUGGACUAUAACAGAAUUGCUUGUUACCCUUUGCCGGCAUACUUACAAAAGAAAGUUCAACGGGUUCGUAAUGCGGUUGCAAGCUUUGUGAGGAACUGCUACUCCACCGAGCAAGACGUCCUAAAUCUAGGUUGGCUUCCACCCUUGAAAGGACGGAACUGUACCUCCUCUAAUUUGCUCACCGUGCGAUACAUAUGAAUACCUGGCCCGAAUAUUUGCCUCUGCCAUUACUAUACACGGCCAUAAAAGGAACCUACGAACAAGUGAGACACUACAGAUAGCUAUCCCUAUGGAGAAACAUACCUUUCAGGACUCAGCAGCUAAACCUUUUAACAGCCUACCCGUAAACUUA
Messenger RNA from Porites evermanni, 3907 nucleotides. The record is from the annotation of a GenBank genome assembly. Lineage: Eukaryota; Metazoa; Cnidaria; Anthozoa; Scleractinia; Poritidae.